Messenger RNA from Stomoxys calcitrans (stable fly), 726 nucleotides. RefSeq lists its product as uncharacterized. The record is from RefSeq and is a predicted model, not a curated record. NCBI's taxonomy places the organism in Eukaryota, Metazoa, Arthropoda, Insecta, Diptera, Muscidae. The transcript is spliced from 3 exons. Bases 1 to 726 code for a protein of 241 amino acids.
AUGCAUAUCACAGUCAUACUGCUAGCAAUCUUUGCAAGUUUGCCGGUGGCUUUAAUGCAGCAAACAUUCGAAAAUCAUCAAGAUGAAUAUGACUCACCUAGCCCAGAAUGGAUAAAAUAUCAAAGGGAGAGAUACGAUCCCAAAUACAACAAGGUCACAUCAACAGUAUCGGCCACACAUAAUUUAGAGUGCGAUGAAAAUACCCAACCUAAGAAAAAGCAGACUUCCAGAAAAAAUAGUGAACGCCGUGAACAACAAAUGAAUGAACAAGAGAAAGUGGCAACGGACGACGCAAGUGAACAAAAGCAAUCGAAAACUGAUGAUUCUAAUGAGUUGAAAUAUCCCUCAAUUCAGGGUUUCAUAGCCUUCAUAAAUUCACUCCGGCAUACAUGGGCUAAGAAAUCCUUAUUUUCCAUUGAAGAUAAAAUACAAUUUCUAUACAAUCUCAAGGACUCUUUGAUGAGAACUAUAGAGAAACAAUUCUUUACCAUAUGGCCAGACAAUGAUGAUGACGACCAUAAAUAUCGAUCGGUACGUCGUAAACGAGGCCUUUUAGAUGAAUCAAACAUAGAUUUUCCCCCUGAAGCCGCUUUGAUGAGCAUCAAUUUUCUAACUUUUGCUGUUUUUCUAAUAAAAUUAGUAUUACAAGUGGUCAACAUUAUCAAAAAUAAACACGUUCAGUAUACUGCUAUGGACAUGGGCACAGAAACUGUUACAACUGGCUAA